AUGGGAAGCUCACAUUCGCCGUUGGCAAUUACCUUCUACGUCCUUGCGGGAUCUCUCGCUUCGUAUGCGACAUUCAUUGGUCUUCUCACCAUCCCAUUCUUCCAAAACCAAGUCAUUUACCUCAACCGUGUCACCUUGACCUGGUUUCAAGAUGUAGCUAUCCCUGAGCGAUGGGGUUUCCUUCAUAACCAGGUCACUCCUUUCACCCUCGACACAUCCGAUGGGGAGACGCUGCACGCCUGGCAUAUCCUGCCCUUAGGCCUCUACCAGAAAUACGAGCAACGACUCGUCGAGGAGCCGUCGGGCAUCGCGCCCAACAUUUCAAAGACUCUCGGAUUUGAGCUCCUGCGCGAUGAUCCUGACGCCCGAUUGGUCAUCUACCUUCACGGUGCGGCCGGCACUCUAGGCUCUGGUUGGCGACCAGCGAGCUACCGCGCAAUGUACGCCGCAUCGCCAAGCAACAUCCAUACAGUGGCCAUCGAUUACAGAGGAUUUGGAGCCAGCACUGGCACGCCCUCUGAGGAGGGUCUGUUGACAGACGCUCUGACACUGGUUAACUGGGCCUUGAAGGAGGCACGGAUUCCUCCCUCGCGAAUUGUUAUCUUCGGCCAAUCUCUCGGUACUGCAGUGGGCAUUGCUUUGACAGAAUAUUUGGCAGCGCUUCCGCAGCCUAUACUUCUCUCUGGCAUGGUCCUCGUGGCUCCCUUUGCCGACGUUGAGCUCCUUACCGCUACAUACAGAGUAGCUGGCACGAUCCCACUUCUGGAUCCCCUCGCGCACUUCCCGCGUCUUCUUGCUCUCCUCAACACUUUCAUCCUCAGCAAAUGGCCCAGCAAGGAUAAGCUGGCACGCUUUAUUCGCCGAGUGGAAAGUCUAGCCGAUGACAGUGCAAGAUACCACAUCAACAUUAUUCACGCUGAGGACGACUAUGACAUUCCGUGGUCCCACAGUGAGCAGGUGUUUUGGCAUGCCGUCAAUGCCGCCACGCCCAUGGGAAUAAGCUUUGAAGACCUCGAGAAGGAAAAGGAGAACAGCAAACAGCAUCUCGGUGCUGGUGGCUGGGUUGCCACAAAGCAGGGCAAUAGGGGGUUCAUCAGGGAAGAAAUUGUGAAAUGGGGCCUGCACGACAAGGUUAUGUCUUAUCCCGUGGUCAGCUUGGCCAUCUUGAGAGCCUUUGAAGCUGGCGAAGCAGGGAAAUAA
Messenger RNA from Verticillium nonalfalfae, 1200 nucleotides. RefSeq lists its product as uncharacterized. The transcript has a single exon. NCBI's taxonomy places the organism in Eukaryota, Fungi, Ascomycota, Sordariomycetes, Glomerellales, Plectosphaerellaceae. Bases 1 to 1200 code for a protein of 399 amino acids. The record is from RefSeq and is a predicted model, not a curated record.